AAUUCAGUCACGUGCCUCACAUAACCCAAAACAAACAAGAAUUCCGACAAAUUUUAAUUAAUUUCUUGCUAAUUUCACAAUGCCAGUCCUUGCUGAGCUUGCUGGAGAUGAAAAUCUCGAAAAUUGUCGCACAUUUAUACUCGAAAAUGAAGACCACACACUUGCGGGUGUCUUAAAAUUUCUCAUCGGUCGAUAUCCUGAGGUGCAAUUUUGUGGAUACACGAUCCCCCAUCCAGCGGAAAAUACGAUGCAUUUUAAGGUUCAGACCACGGAAGGCACGAGGGCGAUUGAUAUUUUCAAACGAGCGCUCGAAGACACGACCAAAAUUUGCGAUCAUCUAAUAGAAAAGUUCCCUAAAGACGAUGUGAAUCCCAAAAAAGAACCUGAAAGUUAAUUAAAAUUUCAUAAUUUCUUAUUAUAAACAUUUUCUUACAAAUCACUACCGUAAUUUCUGUCCAU
This is a messenger RNA of Culicoides brevitarsis, 459 nucleotides long. It is a transcript of the gene l(2)37Cg, whose product is annotated as probable DNA-directed RNA polymerases I and III subunit RPAC2. The record is from RefSeq and is a predicted model, not a curated record. Lineage: Eukaryota; Metazoa; Arthropoda; Insecta; Diptera; Ceratopogonidae. Bases 80 to 394 code for a protein of 104 amino acids. Gene Ontology annotation, biological process: DNA-templated transcription. Gene Ontology annotation, molecular function: protein dimerization activity. Gene Ontology annotation, cellular component: RNA polymerase I complex; RNA polymerase III complex. The transcript has 3 exons.